CGUUCCAAUCUGUACCUACCAGCAUGCAGCAACGCCUGCCCAUGAACGCUCGAGUAGCAGGACCGCUGGUCACGUUGACGAAUCGCUCACAUGGAUUCCAUGUUACCAAUAAAAUCCAAGGCAACGCGGAUUCUUGAUCUGCCCCCGAGCUGCAUGCUCUUCAGUCCUGCCUAUCCAGACUUCUUCGUUGUCGGCACCUACAAUCUGCAAAAGGACGACGCAUCAUCAGGCCACCCAGAUGAAGGUCAACAUGCAGAAGGCUUGAAGAAGCCUCAAAGUCGUCAUGGCAGCCUUGUCGUGUUCCGGCUAGAAGGCGGUGAAAUGUUUGUCAAUGUUUGCCUCAUGGGAUCCAUGUUGCUGACAUUGAUCAGCAUGAAGUUACAAACAACACUGCAGCCGUCUGCUUUGCUAGAUAUACGGUUCCAUCCCGACACGGUCGGGCACCAAGAUAUCUUGGCCGCGGUGUCAAGCACAGGUACACUGGCCAUAUUCAGGUUCGACCCGGCCAGAGACGCACAAGAGCCCCUGCAGCAUGUGGCAACGAGCCGAUGCGCCGACCUUGACGACGGCACUCUCUUCUUACAAUGCGCAUGGCAUCCCAGUCUGACCAAUGCUAUCGCCGUCACAACAUCAUCCGGCCUUGCUAGACUCUUGUACCUGGAUUGCGAUUGGAAGAUCAAGGGCCAGACCGACUUGGACAUACCCAACUCUCUCGAGGCCUGGUCGAUAGCGUUCUCCCCAACAGCUGGCCAGGGUCGGCAAGCCGUCACCGCAUACUGCGGCGGGGAUGACUCCAUGCUGCGGUACACCUCAUACGCUUUGGGGGAUGAAGGCCGGCCUCAAGGCUAUGAGGCCUUGUUUCCUCCAGUAACAAUAAAGGGUCAACAUGACGCCGGGGUCACGGCAAUCCUACCGCUGCCGAUUUUCACAGAGGACGGCGGCCGGGUCGUCGUUACCGGGAGCUACGAUGACAGCAUGCGUGUUUUCUCCAUCCACGAUCUUGAUGCAUCGUACGGCAUGAAGAGAGCACACCUCUUGAUGGAGACGAAUGUCGGUGGCGGAGUCUGGCGUCUGAAUCUGGUGGACAUCAAGCCGUCGCGGACGAUACGUGUAUUGGCCUCUUGCAUGCACGCGGGUGCCCGGCUGUUGGAGAUAACAAGUGACUGCUCGAGCUGGGGCUGCAGGGUCCUUGCGCGGUUUGAGGAACACGAGAGCAUGAACUACGCGUCGCAUUUCGUCCCCUUGCCAGGGAGCAAGGAUGGGCUGCGCUGCGUCUCGACGAGCUUUUAUGACAAGCUUCUUUGCUUGUGGGAGUAUCAUGGUGGGAUCAUCUCAGAAGAUGCACCGCCUCUCCCGUAGUGAGUAAAUCUCGCUCGGCCACGAGUGCUGUAUGCUGCCCAAAUAUUAUCUAGUGUGUCACUUUGAAGCACAAUAAGAGCAUAAAUAGGCUGCCAGCGAGGCGUGUGCCGAGGGCGAACCAUUCUGUUUUGUUAGGAUGCGCGGAUACGCUGGCAUGCAAUAGCCUCUGCCGUUUUGCAGACUUUCGGGUCAAACACAACGUCUCUUCACACGAGCUGCUUGCGCGAUGAGCGUUUUGUAGGUAUUGAUGUAUCCUGUGCACGCUGCUUCACGUGGCU
Messenger RNA from Purpureocillium takamizusanense, 1637 nucleotides. Its product is annotated as Methylated diphthine methylhydrolase. The coding region runs from base 91 to 1359 and encodes 422 amino acids. Gene Ontology annotation, molecular function: protein binding. The transcript has a single exon. NCBI's taxonomy places the organism in Eukaryota, Fungi, Ascomycota, Sordariomycetes, Hypocreales, Ophiocordycipitaceae. The record is from RefSeq and is a predicted model, not a curated record.